Entelurus aequoreus (snake pipefish) is the source of this 3817-nucleotide messenger RNA. It is a transcript of the gene desi1a, whose product is annotated as desumoylating isopeptidase 1a. Gene Ontology annotation, molecular function: peptidase activity. Bases 118 to 624 code for a protein of 168 amino acids. The transcript has 6 exons. The record is from RefSeq and is a predicted model, not a curated record. Lineage: Eukaryota; Metazoa; Chordata; Actinopteri; Syngnathiformes; Syngnathidae. Gene Ontology annotation, biological process: protein modification by small protein removal.
CUUUACGUAAUGACAUCAUCUCUAAAGGCCCUCCUUGUUAGCUGUGACUCGAAGGUUUUUAUUUUUUCCAUCAGCUUCAUCGGCUAAAGCAGAAACAUUGAACACGGAGGCUACAUUAUGGAACACAAUCCCACACGAUAUAAUGUGCAGUUGUAUAUUUAUGAUUUGUCAAGGGGAAUGGCACGCAACCUCAGUCCGAUCAUGCUGGGAAAACAACUGGACGGUAUAUGGCACACAGCCAUAGUGGCAUACGGGGAUGAGUUCUUUUUUGGAGGGGAAGGAAUCUCCAGCUGUUCGCCUGGUGGAACAAUGCUGGGACCUCCAGACACAGUUGUGGAACUUGGCGAGACCGAAGUCUCGGAGGAGAUCUUCAUGGAGUAUCUCUCGUCUUUGGGAGAAAGCACUUACAGAGGUGACACGUAUCGCCUGUUUGAGCACAACUGCAACACCUUCAGCAACGAGGUCGCUCAGUUCCUGACGGGAACGCCCAUCCCCUCGCACAUCACUGACCUCCCGUCUGAAAUCCUCGCCACACCUUUUGGCCAGAUAUUGCGGCCCAUCUUGGACAACAUCCACAUCGCCCCCCCAGGAGGCAACGUCAUCAACGGAGGGAGAAACCUCUAAAGCCACUUGGCUCAGUACCACUGGAGUCUCAUCUCAACAUCUUUAACUACUACAUUUGAUGCCAUACGUCCUGGGAAGAACAUUAUGCCCUUUAACCACUAUAUAUAUAUAUAUAUUUAAUCAAGACAUCCCCAUUUACUUUCCUGCACAGUUGGUAUUCAUUUACUAUAACAAUGUUAGUUAUUGUCUUUUUAGUUAUCAUACAUUUACACUUCUUGUUUGGACAUUAUUUUUGCACAUUGGUGACUAAGCUAGUUUAGUUUUAAUGAACAAUUUAAGUACAAAAAGGAGUAAUUAAAAAUCAUAAGCUGUGAGACUCCACUGCUGACCACAAUUAAACAUAUUUAUUUCAGAGACACCCUUAAUAUAUCUUUAUUAUUAUCUAAUUUAUUGUUUUAACAACAAUACAUCUUCAAUUCCCAUCACGCAUCCUUUUGCACUGUUUCAACCCCAGCGUUUGUCGCCUUUCCCCUCAUAUUACAUUUGUUUACAAUGUCAUUUAUAGCAUAGACUUUCUAAUAUUAGCUAGACACGUCUGCUAAGGCUAGUUAUUUAGGUGGAAAUAUCAAAUAGGACCGACAACAACACCCGUGUGUUUGUCUCGGUGUGCGGCUACACACACAUCUGUGCCUUCAUUCCUCUCUGCUUGGUCGCUGCAGGACUUGACACAAAUCUUCCAUUCCUAUUGCUCAUGUGUAAAACAAACAAAUACAAAACAUCAGCGCUCGCCGCCUAUAACAAUCCCAGUGCCCUAUCAUCUCACAAGUCUUGAUUUCAGACAUGUAUGUACAGAACCCAAAAGCAGUGAAGUUGUGUAAAUGGUAAAUAAAAAGAGAAUACAACAAAUCCUUUUCAACUUCUAUUCAAUUGAAUAGACUGCAAAGACAAGAUAUUUCAUGUUCACACAGAGAAACUUCAUUUUGUUUUGCAAAUAAUCAUGAACUUAGAAUUUAAUGGCAGCAACACAUUAGAGGGGCAUGGCCUUUCCUUUUAACAACACUUUGGGAACUGAGGAGGCACAUUUUUGAAGUGGAAUUCUUUCCCAUUCUUGCUUGAUGUACAGCUUAAGUUGUUCAACAGUCUCCCUUCUCAUAUUUUAGCCUCCAUAUUGCACCACACAGGUCUGGACUACAGGCAGGACCAGUCUAGUACCCGCACUCUUUUACUAUGAAGCCACGCUGUUGUAACACAUCGUUUUGCUGAAAUAAGCAGGGGCGUCCGUGAUAACGUUGCUUGGAUGGCAACAUAUGUUGCUCCAAAAGCUGUAUGUACCUUUCAGCAUUAAUGGUGCCUUCACAGACGUGUAAUUUACCCAUGUCUUGGGCACUAAUACACCCCCAUACCAUCACACAUGCUGGCUUUUACACUUUGCGCCUAGAACAAUCCGGAUGGUUAUUUCCCUCUUUGACGUCCACAGUUUCCAAAAACAAUUUGAAAUGUGGACUCGUCAUACCACAUAACUUUUUUCCUAUUUGCAUCAGUCCAUCUUAGAUGAGCUCGGGCUCAGCGAAGCGUUUCUGGGUGUUGUUGAUAAAUGGCUUUGGCUUUGCAUAGUAGAGUUUUAACUUGCACUUACAGAUGUAGCGACCAACUGUAGUUACUGACAGUGGUUUUCUGUUCCUGAGCCCAUGUGGUGAUAUCCUUUACACACCGAUGUCGCAUUUUGAUGCCGUACUGAGGGAUCCAAGGUCACGGGCAUCGCCGCUUACAUGCAGUGAUUUCUCCAGAUUCUCUGAACCUUUUGAUGAUAUUACGGAGCGUAGAUGGUGAAAUCCCUAAAUUCCUUGCAACAGCUGGUUGAGAAAUGUUCUUCUUAAACAAUUUGCUCAGGCAUUUGUUGACAAAGUGGUGACCCUCGCCUCGUCCUUGUUUGUGAACGACUGAGCAUUUCAUGGAAGCUGCUUUUAUACCCAAUCAUGGCACCCACCUGUUCCCAAUUAGCCUGUUCACCUGUGGGAUGUUCCAAAUAAGUGUUUGACGAGCAUUCCUCAACUUUAUCAGUCUUUUUUGCCACUUGUGCCAAUUCCAAAUGAGCUCAUAUUUACAAAACAUAACAAAGUAUCUUGUCUUUGCAGUCUAUUCAAUUGAAUAUAAGUUGAAAAUUAGACAUGUCGGUCUGCCGAUAUUGUCGGCCGAUAAAUGCGUUAAAAUGUAAUAUCGGAAAUUAUCGGUAUCGUUUUUUUUGUUUUUUUGUUUUUUUUGUUUUUUUUAUUAAAUCCAAAUAAAAAACACAAGAUACACUUACAAUUAGUGCACCAACCCAAAAAACCUCCCUCCCCCAUUCACACUCAUUCACACAAAAGGGUUGUUUCUUUCUGUUAUUAAUAUUCUGGUUCCUACAUUAUAUAUCAAUAUAUAUCAAUACAGUCUGCAAGGGAUACAGUCCGUAAGCACACAUGAUUGUGCGUGCUGCUGCUCCACUAAUAGUACUAACCUUUAACAGUUAAUUUGACUCAUUUUCAUUAAUUACUAGUUUCUAUGUAACUGUUUUUAUAUUGUUUUACUUUCUUUUUUAUUCAAGAAAAUGUUUUUAAUGUAUUUAUCUUAUUUUAUUUGAUUCAUUUUUUUAAAAAGUACCUUAUCUUCACCAUACCUGGUUGUCCAAAUUAGGCAUAAUAAUGUGUUAAUUCCACGACUGUAUAUAUCGGUUGAUAUCGGUAUCGGUUGGUAUCGGUAAUUCAAGAGUUGGACAAUAUCGGCAUAUCAGAUAUCGGCAAAAAGCCAUUAUCGGACAUCCCUAUUGGAAAUAAUUUGCAAAUCAUUAUAUUCUCUUUUUAUUUACCAUUUACACAACGUGACAACUUCACUGCUGUUGUGUUUAGGAGGAGGAGGUGAGGACGUGUAAACAAAGAAGGAUUAGAGAAGCACAUUAGAAAGUGAUUCAAGCAGCAUGAACUACUCUACCUUGCAUGCCGCCAUCAAUAUUUAGCACACUUUGUUUAUGUUUGUGCACUGAAAUAACAUCAAAACAUCAUUUAACAAUAAUCUAACCUCUUAAACUUGACUUGUAACCUGACCAGUGAAAUGUAUCAAUGAACAAAUCAUCGUUUUUGUUUCCCCCAAAUGUUGUUUCUGGCUUCCUAAUAUCCUUUAAAAUGAUUAGAUAUAAUUCUCCCAUGUUUAUGCAAAUUGUUAAUGUUGUUUGUGUAAUUGUUUUUGUAACUUGACCAACACAUAAAGCCAUUGACUGCAA